Messenger RNA from Lodderomyces beijingensis, 2703 nucleotides. The record is from the annotation of a GenBank genome assembly. NCBI's taxonomy places the organism in Eukaryota, Fungi, Ascomycota, Pichiomycetes, Serinales, Debaryomycetaceae.
AUGUUGAGCAGCCUCGGGUUCAAGACAGGUGUAAGGGCAAGCUACAAUGUGCUGGAUAACCCGACAUUUAUAUCCGAGCCAUGGGCGAUAUAUCCAGCUAAACAUCGAAGUUCGGGACGGAUAGUUUCCGUGUUUAUAUUCGACAAGAGCAAAUUUGAAUCACAGGUUCAUCGGCUUUGCUCGACGUCAUCGAACACCACUAGCCCCAAAAAGAUUAUCAAGGAGUGCUACGAGUUGAUCAAGUUUGAAGUGGGCCAAUUGAGUAAACUCAAACACCCGCAGAUAUUGACCAUCAUUGAAGUCUUGGAGGAAACGAAAACCAAAUUCUUGUUUGUGAGCGAGCCCAUCUCGGGAAAUUUGAUCACGGCCAAUGACAAGGACUUGGACCUGUUGUCUGUGCAAAAGGGGUUAUUGCAAGUGGCUAAAGGGUUGCAAUUUCUACACACGCAGGGCAACAUCAUCCAUUUAAACAUUCAGCCAUCCUCGAUUUACAUCAACAACCAAGGCGAUUGGAAAUUGGGCGGAUUCAAGUUUUUGCGGAACUUGAACGAGUUGUCUCCUCAAGAGAGAGACAACUUCUACAUCAUGAACAACUCCACCGUGAUUCCAUUUGCCAAUUUGAAUCUCAAUUUCACCGCUCCCGAGUUGAUUAUUGAUUCUCAGACUAAGUUGGACUUUGCCAAUGAUAUAUGGUCGUUUGGAAUGUUGAUUUUUUAUGUUUACAACCACCCUGCCAUGUUGAUUGACUCGUUUGAUCCAAGUAGCAUACAGGACUUUAAGCAAAAUUUCCGCAGGUUUGAGCAAAAGUUUUACAACCGCCAGCCUGUCGAAUUGAAGCAUAUUUUGAAAGAUGUCCCCGAUAAACUCCACAUGUUGUUCCCGCAGUUGCUAGCGAGGUACCCUUAUGAUAGGCUCACGUUGGACCAGUUUAUCGACUCUGAUUUCUUCAACGGCAGCAUCAUCAAGGCCAUGUGGUUUAUUGACGAGUUCUCAACCAAAUCGAUACAUGAAAAGUUGAUGUUUUUAAAAGGACUACUAGAGUUUGACCCAGAGACACAGUCUGACUUGAUCAACCAGUUCCCACAAACGUUCCGGUCGCUGAAGUUGUUGCCUUUGCUCAUCAGCGUGGUGCUCAAUGAGCUCUCGGUGCGUGAUGAAUCUACUGCCAUCGAUCCCAACGUGGAUGAGUUGAUCAGCUACUCGCUAGAGAUCAUUAUGAUUAUAUCUAAAAACUUGGCAGGAUUGACUUUUCAAGACCGGGUGUUUAACGUCUUGCUCAAGGACAACACCUCGCUACUGGAGAAAGUCUAUGAUGCGAUUUUCAAGGACGAUUCCAAGGGCAAGAAAUCAAGCAAGAUUUUCACCAAAUUGAUCAAUACAUCAGUCAAGACGAGACUCACUUUGGUCAACAAUCUAGCGGUUUUGCAAGAAAAGACCAAUGAGAAACAGUUUGUUGGUUUCAUCAAGCAUAUAUUGGAGUUGGUGUUUACAUUGGGUUCAAACGAGCAAGAUCAAAAACACGUUCAAAUUGUGCUUCAGGAAAAGUUUUUGGAUUACAUGCCCACGUUUAUUUCGAUGAUUGAGUUUCCCUAUAUGAAAAACACCAUGUUCCCUUUGUUGUGUCGAAUAUUCCAAUCCACCACUGUGUACUCGACCAAGUUGAAGAUUCUAGAUACGUUUGAGGCGUUUUGCGACCAGAGGGUGAUUGAUAAGAUUAUAAUCGACGAGCAAUUGCUACCGAUCACGCGCGGCAUCACCGAUAGAAACAGAGAAAUUGUCACCAAGUUGAUAAAUUUCUUUGCCAAGGUUGUUACCAGCGAGCACGUCAAUCUCGAUAUGAAGACCGCAGUUGACUCUGUUUUACCUCAAUGUUUUUCGUUUGCAUUUGGGUGCACUGAUUGUGGACAAGAUGACUUUAAAUCGUACAUGAAGAUUAUCAACAAUGUGCAGCAGCAUUUGGUGGAGAACAAGUUGCAGCAAUUGCCGCAAGUGGCACAUGGCGUUAGUAACGGCGAUAAUGCGUCAAGCUUUGGCACACUAUUGCAAAACCAAGCUAUAAAAGAGCCGGAAAAGGAACCAGUUGGACCGAAAACAAAAGCAAUGCAGCCGACGAAACCACCACCCGCAAUAAGGACAAAUAAAAAGCCAUUGGAGAAAAAUCAGUCGAUCCAACUUCCAACUUCGAGUAAACGGCACUUGAAGCCGAGCCAACCCAAGACUGCCACUGCCUCUACUGGCACCACCAUCAAUAAUAAUUCAUCUCUAUCUUUUGGAGCUAGUAGCCAGUCGUCCAAUGCUGCUAACGCCAACAUUCUCAGUAAGAUGAAGAGCACCUAUGAAACACAGGACAAGGAUAACGAAGGAUUUGACGAAUUUCAGCUGGCUACAUCCUUGGAGUCGCUGCAGGCUAAUCCAAGCGGUGGCAACAAGAUCAACUGGAUGAGUGAAGUGAAUAAAAUGAAAACCUUGCCAACUACACCGCCACUACAAAAGUCGACAUCAUCGUCGUUGUCCUCAAAUGGAGUAAAGUUGCAGCAAAAUGGCACUCAGCCCACGGUGAAAUAUCCCCCCGGUUUCAAUUCAAACUCUGUCCUCUCUCCAAAGAGCUCAACAUUGACUCGCACCCAGCCAAACUUGCAAAAGCAUCAAAAUAGCACCACUACCACCAACAAUGUAAAUACUGAUCUUUUAGAUUUGCUAUGA